AUGCCUUCCAUAAUAUGCAGACAGUCCACAAAGACGGGCUGUUGCACACUCGAAUCAUAUAAUGCCGGCAAAGAUCGAUUUCGUGCUGUAGCUCAAGGACUACCAUGCCCUUCGCCUUUCCGAACUUUUUGCUGUUCGAAGAGCUAUCCCCAGUGGCAAGAAAUCGACAAGAAGAUCGUGGCAAUACUAGACAAAUACAACAUCCCAUGGCGGGGGAUUAGUAUCUAUUGGAAAUACCAGAUAGGACACUAUGGCAAUGGGAAAGAUACUUGGGAUAUCAGUUGUAUCGGCAAUGAUACUACACACUUCAAAUCCGCGGCGUUAGAAGUAGAGCAACUUGUGAUAUCGGCUGGUGUACCGAAAGAAGAAGUCCAUGUCGAAUUGUCCAACGUGGAACGCCUUUAUAACCAUGAACCGUACUGCAUACCCGAUGACCAGUCACUGAUGGCAACUAUCAUCGAUAUACAGCCAAAGGUUGUGAAAGCCGUCCGAGAGCAUAUUCCAAAGAUCUGGACAUCGAUUGCAUAUCACAUGCGUGGGCGUCGGGGCUGUGAGGAACAUGAGAAGAAGUCCACUAUAAUCAUCUUCUGCAAGCCAAACUCUCAACAAGACUGGUUGAAAAUUGAAGCUGCAAUAGCUGCGGAUCUUAGAUCCAACGAGCAUUCAGAUGUUGUACUGCAUCUAGAGUUUCUCCCAGGGCAGGUAGAGAGAGCCACGCCUUCACAGAUUACUCACAAGAACGACUUCUUUCCGGAUCCCCACCGUCGAGGUCCACCAGGAAAUCUCACAGAAAAGCCUCGGAACGGUGUAUCCAUUGGACUUCAGGCUGAGCACAAGCCUUCCACAUCGGGCGCUCUUGGAGGCUGGGUGGGAAUUCAAAUGCCAGACGGUCGAUAUGGCAAAUAUAUUCUCACAACAUACGACCUUGUCCGGAACGGAAGUCGAGCUCGUCGCGCCCUCAAUGACUAUAAUGCGCCUAGAGAUACAGACGCGACGAGGGAAUUUCUGGAACGGAUGACUGGUGAGAAGACCGAUGUCCGAGUUGAAGAAGAACGUCGUCUGUUGCGACUCGUUGAUCAGCUCAAUAAAGAAGGUAUUAGAUAUGUCGUCCAUGCUUCUGGUCAGCGAGUUGCCGCAAACAGCAAUAAAACCUUGGACUGGGCACUGAUUGACUCGCCCUCGACAUUUCAGCAAAAUCUCGCACCGUACAGACAUUCCCCUGACUACCUUACGGUCUCCCUUACGGUCUCCGAACUUCUGUAUAACGUUCGGAAAGGGGACUUCAUCAAGGAAAUUUCAUCUUACCAACCAGGAGAUCAAGUCGCGAAGAACGGCCGGUGUCCAAUAAGCCAAGGUCAAGUCAAUAGAUUCCCGCGCCGUAUCCGUUGGGAUGAUGGAAGUGAGACUUGUGAAGACGAGGUCCUUGGUGAUCGUAGUCCUUUUGCUUAUAGAGGUGAUAUCGGCUCGUGGAUCCUGCUGACAGACUCCUAG
Molecule: messenger RNA, 1491 nt
Organism: Mollisia scopiformis
Lineage: Eukaryota; Fungi; Ascomycota; Leotiomycetes; Helotiales; Mollisiaceae
Exons: 3
Coding region: 1-1491 (496 amino acids)
Source: RefSeq, a predicted model, not a curated record